This is a messenger RNA of Ilyonectria robusta, 1561 nucleotides long. RefSeq lists its product as uncharacterized. Gene Ontology annotation, molecular function: zinc ion binding; sequence-specific DNA binding. The transcript is spliced from 3 exons. Gene Ontology annotation, biological process: regulation of DNA-templated transcription. The record is from RefSeq and is a predicted model, not a curated record. Bases 389 to 1561 code for a protein of 390 amino acids. Lineage: Eukaryota; Fungi; Ascomycota; Sordariomycetes; Hypocreales; Nectriaceae.
CCGCUAUCGUCAAAUCAAUCCGGCCAGAUCUAGCCUAGCCUGACGUAUCUAUGACUUUCAAUUGCGCCAAAAAUCGUCAGCGGCUGCGUCUGGAGUAGAUCCAUCUAAACUCCUAAACUGGAGCCGCUGAUGCUCUCUCGUAGAGAUAUCCACCUUGCCUCCCCCCUCCUUCAUACUUAGAGCACUCUUCCGCCUCGGAAUAUAUCAACACCACUCCGCCUAACCCCAACAACAAUAGUUAUAUCAGCAUCCGUUCUUCUCGCCGGAUCUCCGCACUAGGCCCGUACCGGGAACCUCCAACCAUACCCACAGCAACCCUCAUCAUCUGAUCUCAGCUGGCGAGGAAGCCGGCUGCUUGCAUGCUGCCUCUGGUGCCGGUGUCUCCAAAAUGAUCUCCGUGGAGCUCUGCAAGCCGACUGACGACAACGAACGUUCGAAUCGCCAGUCGCUGCCAUCUAUCUCCGAAUUCAUCUCAGGCACCAAGCCCUCUUCCUCCCAUCUCACUCCAUCCUCCAGCAUGCAGUCUGACUCCAGCCUACCUUCGCCUUUCGCACCCGCUCCUCGCCCAUACCCCGAAAUUGAGAAGCACUCGUCCCCCCAACCCCUAUUUCUGGCUUGGCCAUUUUCUCCCCGACAGGAUGCUCGGGCAGCCUCAGACUCGCCGAGCCCCCCUUUCAGCAGUCUUGCAUCUCUACGGCCAGCCUCAGACCGACGCCCGAGCCCGUCAAAGCCAGACUUUCCUCCUCCACAUUACGAUACCGAGCCGCAAAAGCCUCCCCAGCUUCUUCAUCCCUUCAAGGAAGUGCAUGCACACCCUCCUCCACCGCUACCAGCUCUGGUGUCCUAUCAGUCGGACCAUCUACCUCCUGGCCAGAUGCCACUGCCUGCAUAUCCCAUUUCCCCUCAACACGCUAUUCCACCCAAUGCUCCGAGGCCGUGCGAUCCCGGACCAGUGCCUGAUGCUGAUGAGGAAGAUCACUCUGUCCGAGCCAGAAACAACGCGACGGUUGAAGGACACUUCGACAGCUGGAUCUAUGAGGACUGGCUGAGUCGGCUUGGAACGUCGUCCCGGACGAUUCUGAAUUUUGCAGAGGCCUACAGCGGAAUCGCCCGAGAAGAGCACGGAGCACACCUUAUUCCCGAAAGACUACCGACCGAACGAGAGGUCAGCGACAUGCUUGGAAGCAUCGAACCCAUCAAGCAUUGGUUGAAGCAAGUGAGGGAUCUGGUACAGGUGUCGAUCCAGAACCAGAAAGCUGGUGGGAGAGGGGAAAUAAAGGGCCUUUGCGAGGAAGAACAUGACGUAUUAAUGUCCGGAGACGGGAUGAUGCCUCAACACGACUCCAUUAAGAAGCGGCGAAGAGUGAAUUUUACGGAGCUCGCCCCGAGCCCAGGCAGAUGCCAUAGCUGUGAUAGGAUCGACACACCCGAGUGGAGACGCGGCCCGGACGGCGCCAAGACGCUCUGUAAUGCCUGUGGCUUGCAAUACGCCAAGCUGGAGAGAAAAAGACAGCUUGAGGUGCGGUUAAUUCGUCCGAAAUCCGAAGGACUCAGGACGUGA